This is a messenger RNA of Nezara viridula (southern green stink bug), 573 nucleotides long. The record is from the annotation of a GenBank genome assembly. Lineage: Eukaryota; Metazoa; Arthropoda; Insecta; Hemiptera; Pentatomidae.
UGACUAAUAACUUUAUUUAUACAGAAGAUAAUAUAUUAAUUUCCUCUAAAACCUUUUCAUCUUCUGUUUUGGGUAGCUUUCCAAUUGCUUAAGUGCGUAAGAUUUUUCACCUCAGCAGUGCUAUCGGCUUGGAUAUAGCUUUUUAAUAUAGCUUCAGUCAAAUUUAUAAUUUUUCAACCAAUUUCAUACACUUAAUUUAAUGAGGUAUGGUUAUGAAAAACCUCGUGUGGAAUUCGAAGGGGAUUACAUCGAAGGAAACUCAAUUUCAUUCUCUCUGUUAUUUAUUUAUCUAUGCAGAACACCACAGCCUCAGUUAUUUGCCAGUCUUGUUACGGAACACUUUAGUAGUCGAACAUGAGUGGUGACAGUUCAUCUCCGCAGAAACCAGUCAACAGAGGAAGUCAUAGAUUGCGGAAUUUGAUUGUGAGCGAUAGUGAGUCUUCAUCUGCAUCUUCACAAGGUUCAAUGGCCAGACCAUCACGUAAGCAACGAAGAAAAGGAUCUCUGUACGAGACCCGCAUUCGUACACGACUCCUCGUCACAAUUCGACAUAUCUCCCGGAAAAAUGGGUGA